AUGAAAAUAAAAUCGAUUGGCCUAACGUCUUGCAAGGUGUUUUGUUUGCAUACCGAUCUACUAUACCAAAGAGAGCCAAUUCUUCCAGUUGAUGUCAAAUAUUCACUUAACGAGUGUGGUAAUGAAAUUGAGGAAAAUGUUUUCACUGGAGAAUUUAAUGAAGACAAGUUUAAAGAAACAUUGCAGAGUAUGCUAUCAAUGAGAGAAAAAAUUCAAGACAACGUGUCGGAAAACAUUCAACACGCUCAAAACCAACAAAAAAUAUCUUAUGCCAAAAGGCAUCCUCGCGCAGAUAACGUGUUUGAAGUUGGAGAUAAAGUGUUGCUGAAAAAUCUACGACGGGAAGACAGAAAAGGAGGAUGGAGUAUUGUUGGCUAUGGUAAUUUAUAUAUUACAUUUAAUAUAAGUAUCAGAGCACGUUGCAAGGCCAAGUGUAGGGCACUUAGACUAGAAUAUAUACGAAGUUUGGAAAGUGAUGUGAAAAUUAAAGUAUUGAGUCAUCCGUAUAAGAUACAAAAAAUUAUUGGUGAUGGAAAUUGUUUAUUUCGAGCUUUUUCUUAUUUAGUAACUGGUACUGAAGAACAGCAUUUAACCAUCAGACAAAAUAUAGCAACCGUUGUAAACACAAAUCAAAAAAUACUGAGGUAUGUAGGUGGUGAAGAACAGCUGCAGUCAUAUUUAAAAAAAAAUAAAAUAGAAAAUGAAGGAGUUUGGGGUACUGAUACUGAAAUAUUUGCUGCUGCAAUUUAUUUUAAAACAUCAGUGUAUGUAUAUUGUACUCAAACACACACUUGGCAGCUUUUUAGUAAGGAAAUUAAUUUGAAAAAUGCAUUGAAACGAGGAGAAAAAUGUUUGUACCUGGUAAACCAAAACAACACCCAUUAUGAAGUGGUUAUAGAUGUGACUGAUAUUGAUUGACUAAUAAGUUCUUAAUUAAUUAUAAGAUAGUAUUUUUUAAAUUUUUACUUUUGUAACAGGCUUGGCUGUUUUUUGUUCAGAGCCAUUAAAUGAAUAUUUAUAGUAUUUAUAUAAGUGUAUAUUUGAUGUUAAAAUGUUAAGUUUUACUUGUUUAUUUAUUUCAUAGUUUUUUGUAUUAAUUUAUUUAACAGUUUUUCAUCUUAAUUUUUUAUUUUUGUUUCAAAUUGACAUAGCUGCUUCUUACGCAGAGCCUA
This is a messenger RNA of Aphis gossypii (cotton aphid), 1172 nucleotides long. RefSeq lists its product as uncharacterized. Gene Ontology annotation, biological process: protein deubiquitination. NCBI's taxonomy places the organism in Eukaryota, Metazoa, Arthropoda, Insecta, Hemiptera, Aphididae. Gene Ontology annotation, molecular function: cysteine-type deubiquitinase activity. Bases 1 to 918 code for a protein of 305 amino acids. The record is from RefSeq and is a predicted model, not a curated record. The transcript has 5 exons.